Molecule: messenger RNA, 7303 nt
Organism: Schistosoma turkestanicum
Lineage: Eukaryota; Metazoa; Platyhelminthes; Trematoda; Strigeidida; Schistosomatidae
Source: the annotation of a GenBank genome assembly
GCAAGGAGUGGUUUGGAUAUGAUUUUCAUCCUAAUACAUAAUUUCGCCAGUAGUUUUGCAUAGAAUUCGUUCCAUAUUUUUCUAUGCUUGAUCCUUCGCAGGAAAAUACAGAAACACCAAAAGAGACCAAAGAUCUCUUGCCCACAAUGAAUCCAGAUGAAGAAAUUAGCCUUGAUAGCUUUUUUCAAAUGGCUGGAAUGGAUUCAUCUCAAUUAGAGGCGUUAUGUGGUCCAAUAACAUCAACAACAACUCCAGAUGACGUGCAUAUUUCUUUAGCUGAGAAAAAUGCUUCAUUUACACACCAACUGCAAUCAACGGAUACAGAAGAAACAAUUAAUCAUAUUAAAGCACGUUAUGAAGCAGAAAUCGCAAGUUAUAAGAGAAAAUUAUCCAGUUAUCAAGAUGGACAACAGAAACAAGCGCAACUUAUACAAAAAUUACAAGCAAAAGUAAUGCAAUAUAAAAAAAGCAAUUCAGACUUGGAACUUGAGGUUGAACAAUUAAAAGCGGAACUUGAAACAUCGAAUAAAGUGCUUCAAACCACCACAGAAACGUUGAAUUCUCGUAUUGAUGUGGCUGAGACAAGAGCCAGAGCCCUGGAACAAGAACGUUCUUAUGAUAUGGAAAAUACUGUAAAUAAACUACAAGAAGAACAACAAAGAUCUAGUGAGUUAUCAAGAGCCAAUGAACUGUUACGUGAUCAAUUAGAACAAGCAGUACAAGCUAAUCAAGGUUUAAGUCAAGAUGUUGCACGUUUAACAUUAGCUUGGCGACAUGCAGCACAACAAUUAGAUAAACGUGAAUCGGAAUGGCGUGAAGAAGAAAGUGCAUUUAAUGAUUAUUUUGCAGCGGAACAUAAUCGUUUAUUAUCUUUAUGGAGAGCUGUUGUAGCAUUAAGACGUCAAUUUGCUGAUUUACGACAACAAACUGAUAAAGAUUUAACUAAUACCCGGUCAGAAUUUACUCGAUACAUAAACAACAUUCAAUCAGCUUGUACUAAUUUGGAAGCAAAUCUACGUGCAACGGAAGCACAAAAUCAAGCUAGCCAAGUGAAAACAGCUAGUUUCAUUGAAGCAGAUAUGACAAAUCGUAUACAAGGUUUAACUGAAUCUUUAGCACGUAGUCAAGCACGUUUGGCUGAAACAGAAACUAAGCUUACAGAAGUAAUGACUGCAAAAGAACGGCUUGCCACACAGCUUGCUGAACGAGAUCGAAUACUCACUACAAUGAAACAAUUACAUACAAAUUUUGAUAUCGAUGUAUCAUUAAUGAAAAAUGCAAAAUCUUAUAAACGUGGUAAACGUCUAUUACAUGAUGUAUUAGACAAUCAUGUCACAACAAUGGAUAUGCAUAAACAUGAUGAUUGUUUGUCAGAAUUCGAAGAUGAAGAUGAUCAUUUGAAAGCGACAAAACGUUUAAUUGAACAUACACAUGUUAUGCAUCAUGCAUUGAGUCAAAUAGCUCAGUUAAUCAUAUGGGAUGCAACAAUUGCUGAUACAGAUGAAGCACAAGAACCCAUUCUCAAUUUACAAAAUCCUGACUGGUCAUCUACACGUAUCAUACCACCAUAUUCAACAGAAUCAAAACAAACUGCUUCUGAUUUAUCACCCGACAGUAAAACACGAAAUGACACAAAUGAUGCCAACCAACAAGGAAAUAAAAUUCAUUACACCAAACCAGCAGAGGAUAUUGCAUCAUUACGCCGACUGGCACAUUCAAAAUAUCAAGCUGGUACAAGUUUACACUUAGCUGAAUCAACUGUCAAUGCUGUGCAAAGUGCCUUAAACAGACGUGCUACUCAUGUUCAUCGCCUUAGACUUCGUAGUUCUGGAUUGAAAGAACAGUUAAAUAACCUUACACGUCGCGGAGAAGAGUCAGAUAUGGAAAAGAAACGUCUCUCUGAACAGUUGGCGCGAUUAAGAGAAGAAUUAGAAGUACAAAAUUUAGAAAUGGAUAAAUUAUCUAGAGAAAGGGAUAGAAUUAAACAAACUCUAAGUUUAACAAAAGAAGAACAUGAAAUGAGUGAAUCAGCAAGACAAAAUUUAAAUGAACAUGUACAUGAAAUUGAAAGUGAACUAGAUCGUCUUAGAACAUCUUUACAUGAUAUGCGAAAACAACGCGAUGAAACGAUCACAGAACGAGAUAAUUUACAAACUGAAUUAGAUCGUACACUUCGUGAAUUAGAUGCAAUACAAAAAACAUUAAGUAGUACAGAACAACGUGCUGUCAACUUUCGUGAAGAAUUAGCCACAAUUCGUGAACAAUUAAGACGUGUUGAGCUGGAAAAAGAAAUAUUAGAUCAAGAGAAAAAUGAUGCAAUUACAGGGGCUGGUAAAAUUCAAGCUAAAAUUGAUGAAUUAAACGAAGAGCUCAAUCAAGCACAUAAUCGGGAAAUUCAAUACAAAUCAAGAAUAGCUAGGCUUGAAACAGUUCUUGAGUCACAAGAGCAUGAUGCUGAACAGUUAACUCAUCAAAUUUCAUUGACACAUGCUAAAGAAACUCGUUUAGCAGAAGAAAGAGCUAAUCUUCGAGUGGAAUUACAAGAACAAAGAGAUGAAUUAGAAAAAUUAUAUUCUGAAAAAUCCCUAACACAAUCCGAAUUAGAACAAGCACGAGAAUCUACAAUGCGCGCUGAGACAGCUAAAUCACGCCUAGAAGCUGAAUUGGGUGAUCUGGCUCGAGAACGAAUGACACUUACAGAAUCACUGUCUGAAGCUCAAAGACAAAAAGCAUCUUUAAUGGAAGAUAUAUCAACGUUCCGAAGAGAUUCUGAACGUCAAGAAUCCUUAAUCAUGCGAUUAACUAACGAAAAAGAAGCUAUAUCAAGACAUAAAGCUGAAUUACUUCUCCAGUUAUCCAUUGUUGAACGAGAUAAUCGACAUCUUACAGAAAUAAUUAAUACAUUGAAAUCAGAGAAAGAGAAUUUAGAAGCUAGUUUAUUUGAUAUGCAACAAACAAUUGAACAGUUGUAUCAUAAACAAUCUCAACUAGAAAGAGAUGUAACAGAUUUAAGAAGUCGUCGAGAUGAAUUACAAGCUGAACUAUGUCGUGCUCAUAGUAAUUUCCAAAUUGAAUUAGAAAAAUCCGAACGUAAUAGUAAAAAAGUAGGUGAUCAAUUGACCAAUGAAUUAGAAGAUCUACGCAUAGCAUUAAUUAAUGCUGAGAAACGUGCUGAAGAAGCAGAGAAUGCAUGUUUACAAGCUGUAGCAAGAGCCGAUCAAGCUGUCAGCUUAAUUGAUAAACAGCAACAACAACAAAAACAUCUGGAUGUAGAACAAUUAGUUGAUCGAGAAUAUGAAUUGCGUAAUUCAGCUGAAGAAAUGAAUAGACUUACUAAAGAAUUAUUAGCUGCUCAAAGGGAAAGAGAUGAAGCUCGUUUACUGGCAGAACGAGAACGUCAACGUGAACUUUCCAGAGCAACAGAAGAAAAAAUCAGUCUUCAAGAGAAAGUUAAUGCUUUACAAGAAACUAUUACAGAAUUACAAGUUACACUAGACAGAACACAGAAGGAUGCAAGCACGCGAGAAGAACACGAGAGAUCGGCAUUGAGAAAAGCUACUGAAGAGGUUAGGAGCUUUAGAAACCAAUUACAAGAGGCUUGUUCGGAACAUGAAAGAGAAAAUCGAGAAUUACGAAUGCGUAUCCACAGUCUUGAAAGUCAAAGAGAUCAAUGGACAAAAGAGGUUAGUGAACUUCAAUUACAAAUCCGAUUGGCUGAAGAGGUUCGAGAUACUAAUCGAACAGAAUUAGUAGACAGUACAUGUCGUAUUCGUGCUUUGGAAGAAACAAAUGAUUCUUCAAGAAGAGAAUGUAGUGAAUUACAUCAAAAACUUGGUGAAUUAGAACGUGAAAACAAUGCUAUCAAUCGUUCUAAUGAAGAAUUAAGAAAACAAUUGAAAUGUGUUGAAUUAGAACGUGUCGAUUUAAUUCGUAUGACUAAUUCACUAAAAUCGAAACUUCAAGGAACUGAAAUGGAUCGAACAAGUUCAGAAAAACGUGUAGCUGAUUUACAAGUUGAUUUGAAAGAAGUUACAACUUUAGCAAAUGAAAGCAAACGUGAAAUUGUGGAAUUACGCAGUAAACUACAAAGACUUGAAACAGAAAAAGUGAAAUUAACUGAAGAAAUUGAAGAGUUAAAAGUUCGUUUAAGAGAUAGUGUGAAUCAAGAAGAAAGUUUAAAACGUGAAAAAGUUACACUUAAACAAAAACUUAUGGAAAUUGAAUCAACCAAAUCAACACUACAAUCGGAAUUGACUGAUUUAAAUCAUCAAAUGUCUGAAUUGGAAGAAAUACUUCGUUCAAGAGAAAGAACAGCUAAUCAAGCUGCAGAAGAUUGGCAAAAAGAUUAUCAACGUUUAAUUGAAUCAAGGAAAAGUUUACAAUCGAAAUUGGACAAUUCAAAUAUAGUGAUCAGUGAACUUCGAACAUUAUUAGCUGAAUCACAAACAUGUAUUAAAGGAUUAGAAUCUGAAUUGAAUGAAACACUGACUACACGUCAAGAAGCUGAAGCACGUCUAUCAGCAAUACAUAGUAUAUUAAGACGUUUAAUUGGUUUUCGUCAAUCUCAAUAUACUACUCAAUUACAAGAUAUGAAUAAACAACAACAACAAAUGCAACAAUUGAAUGGUCAUUUCGAUUCUAGUUUAGCUGAACAAAUAGAUACAUUGGAUAAAUCACAUGAUGCUCAUUCACAAUGGGAUUAUGAUGGUUAUAUGAAGAAUACAUCUGGAAUAGAUUCAUUUGAACAACAAAUAGAUGGUUUUAAUGAAUCCGAUUCUAGAAGAAUCAAAAUGAUGGCUGAACAAGUAUUAAAUAGUCAACAAGAUAUAAAACCUGAAGUGUCAUAUACAUUUAGAAGUGAACAAAUACCGAAACCACGUGCACGUGGUCGACGCCGAUAUGAAGCUUAUACUAGUUCUGAUCCAGAAGAUGCCCAACAAAAAUCUUUAAGACGUGCUAAAUCAGCUUCACCAACAAGAGUAAACAGACAUGAUGGAUUCGUCCUACGUUCAACAUCUACUGAAAGAGCAAAUCAACAGAGAUUAAUUGAUAGUACAUUUUAUUCAGGUGAUGAAAAUGGAUACUCAUUCUAUCCUAAUUAUUUAACACAUUUAAAUGAUUGGUCUUAUAAAUGGUUAGAUACUAUACGUUAUCAUAUGAAUGGUUAUAGAGUACAUGCUUUACCUGGUUCUAAUUUAGAUCCAGGCGCUGUACGUUUAGCAUUAAGACGAUUUUUACGUCAUCUUGUAAAAAUUGAACGUGAACGUGAUGAUUUCGAUAUAAAAUCAAAAUUGAAUGAAGAAAAACUUAUCGAAUAUAGUCGACAAUUAAAUGAACGUGAAGAACAAUUGAAUGAAAUGAGAACAAAUAUUAAUGAAAUGGAAAAAGGAAAAUUAGAAAUUAUGGAACAAUUGAAUAAAAUGAAAAAUACCAUUACAGAACAUGAAAAUGAAAUGUCUAAACGUGAAUAUCAAUAUACAACAUUAAAUAAUCAAAUUAAAACUUUAGAACAACAAUUAAACUCAUGUGAAACUGAGAAAAAUCAAUUACAAAUACGUCUGGAUAAGUCAAGAGCUGUAGAAAUGAAGUUAGAAGAAAAUAGACGCGAAUUAUUGCAUUCACUAGAGGAAGCAGAAACACGUUAUACACAAGCUGAAAUUGUUCGACGUCAACUGGAAGGUGAACUACAACGGUGUCAAACUAUGCUAAACGAAUUGGAAAGUGAUAAAGAGAAUUUACAAUCCCGUUUAAAUUUGACUGGACGUCAAGGUACCGAAAUGGAAAUGAAAAUAUACAAUCUUCAAAUUGAAUUAGAAAGAGCUACAAAUGCUUUAGAUCAAACAACUUUAUGUGUAGCUGAGUUACGUGAUCAACUGACACGGGAAAAACUAGCGUAUGCAAAUUUACAACAAGAAUUAACUAGAACACAAGAACACAUGGAAGCAUUACAAAAACGUGAAUUGAAUGCAGAACAAGAAAAACGUUUAUUACAAGAACGUCUAGAUAACAAUAAAACUUUAUUAAAUGAUACUAAAGUUCAACUACAUGAAAUGAUGGAACGUGUACAAAAACUACAACAAGAAACAACAGAUGCAGCAACUAAACGCUCUGAAGUAGAAAUACAAUUAAAGCAAUUAGAAAAAAUGUCAACCGAAUGUCAACAUACCAAUAAUGAAUUACAAAUAAAAAUCAAUAAUAUACAAGUUGAGAACGCUAAUUUAACUGAGAAAAAUGCAAACUUAUUACGAAGUAUGAAUGAUGCAGGAAUACAAAAACAUGAAAUCGAUUGUGAAUUGACACGGGUAAGAAGAGAGCAAAUUCAAUGGAAAAAAAUGGCAGAAAAAAUGGAAAGAGAACGUGCAAGAGAACAAGAAUUAAAUCAUACAUUACGUAAUGAGAAUUCUGAAUUGAUGGCAACUAUUCGUGGACUAGAAGAAGAAACAUUAAAUUUACGUCGAGAAAUACAAAAACUUCAAGUACAUAUGGCUCAACAGGAUGAACAAUAUGCAGCUCAAUUAAUUGAAGUCAAUACAAAACAACGUCAAGAAUUAGAAAAUGAAUUAGAUCGACAAAGAAACGCUUUGAAUGAUACACAAAAAACACUACAACUCAAAGAACGUAGCUAUAAACAACGUGUACGUGGAUUAGAAGAUCAGAUUCAACAACUCAAAGAUCAACUAGCUCACGAAACAAAUAAACGUCAAUUACUUUACUUAAAGAAUCCAUCAUCUGUUAAUCAAAGUCAGCCAAGUUUAACAAGUUAUGGAAGUUCAGUCACUACAACAGGAUGUGAUUAUGCUGAAAUGAAAUCUGCAAUAGAUAAUAAUCAUCAACAGGAUUCAUUCAUGAUGGGGUUGUACAAGCCAACUACUGCACCAUCUAGAUAUGAUCCAUAUUAUUAUCAAGUGACAGGAUCAAUACCUGCUAGACUGAAUCGAUCAACAGGAUCAAAUUUAUUAAUAAAACCAAGAAGAUCGUUUGUUGAACCAAGACUAUAUCAAUCAACAACAAAAAUUAACAAACAAAAUCUCUCAAACCGCUAUCACAGUGAUGAUAGAAAUCAACAACAACAACAACAUCCAGAAGAAAAUAUUACAACAAAUACAAAUAUUAGUCCAUUGGAACAACCUUCUUUAACCAGAACACCAAUUGCUGCUAGCCGUUCUACAUGGCAUGAGUCGAGGGAUAGUGCAGCUACAAUAAACCGAAGUACAAGUGAUUCUACAAUACGCCGAAUUGAAGAUAAAUCAUAAGAUUAAAAUGACGAUUAAGAGUAAUCGUACAUGUGAUUUUUUUUAGCCCA